Capronia coronata CBS 617.96 is the source of this 1374-nucleotide messenger RNA. RefSeq lists its product as uncharacterized. Lineage: Eukaryota; Fungi; Ascomycota; Eurotiomycetes; Chaetothyriales; Herpotrichiellaceae. The record is from RefSeq and is a predicted model, not a curated record. Bases 1 to 1374 code for a protein of 457 amino acids. The transcript is spliced from 3 exons. Gene Ontology annotation, molecular function: glycosyltransferase activity.
AUGCGUGUUUUCCUAUUCCAGACGGCCAAAGGCCUGUUCAGCUCCUCUGGCGGCUACCGAUCGAAUCUGAUGCUACUGAAAUACCUAGCAUCUCGCGGCCACCAAGCCGCGCAGCUGUGUUAUGUCUGGGACCGCGAGGUCGAGAACUACUGCGAAGAGAUGGUAGCGAACGGACUGAACCCCGAACUAGAAUCCGAGAAGAUAACCGUACCAGCGGACCAAGACACCAGCGUCGACCUGAGAACAUACUCAUUCAUCGACGCCGACGGCGUGAGGAACCUCGCAGUCAGCGUGACUGAUUUCAUGAAGAUCCUCCCCGACCACGAGCUCGCCAAGGAAGCCGCCCGAUGGAUUGAGCACGAUCUAGUGUGCACUCGACUGCAAGUCUUUCUGAUGUUCCUAGAUGGGUACCUUCGACGGUUCCAGCCAACGCACGUAAUCUUCAACGAUGGCAUGUCCAUGAAGGCCACGUCAGUCAUGCCCUCGCUGCGCGACGUCUGCCGGAUCUGCAUCGUCCACACGGCCGAGCAGCUACCGUUCGGGCCCUACGCAGGUGGGAUUUCCGGAUCCGCCUAUUCGGCCGGCGAACACAAACUGCUGUUAGGACUCGACGGCAUCUGGUCCGUGUCGCAGGCGCUCAAGAACUACGCGCGACAAUACGGUCAACUCAACACCACCUUCCACGUCCAUCAUCCUUGGACAUAUCUCGACCCCAAGACCCACGGCCUGCCCAUGCGACGGCGGAACUGGGACAAACAGAUCGUAGGCAUCGUCAACCCGUGUCCCGUCAAGGGCAGUUCCAUUCUUCAGGGGCUAGCCAAGCGAUGUCCACAAUUCAAGUUUGCAGCAUGGUCCAGCUGGGGCAUGGACAAUAAAUUGCAGAAAUCACUCGGUGAACUGAAGAAUGUUGAUCUCCGUCCAACAGCUCGAGACAUGGAAGAAGCGUGGUCCGAGAUCAAAGUGCUCCUGGUGCCCUCGCUGUGGUUCGAAGCAUGGGGCAUCGUCGUGGUCGAGGCCCAAGCCCGCGGUAUCCCCGUGAUCGCGUCGGACGCGGGUGCCAUCCCCGAGGCGAAACUCGGCAUCCCGCCCAUCGUCCACGUCAACAUGUUGACCGGCGAGCGCGACGACGACGGCUACAUCGUCCCUGACCAGGACAUCCAGCCCUGGGUCGACGAACUGACCAAGCUGAUGACCGACAAGGAAUACUACGAGGAGGUCUCCGAGCGCGCCCGCUCCGAAACCGCCUUGUGGCUAGCCGGUCUGGACGAGACCGCCUUGGAGAGGUGGUUGCUUGAAUGUGCCAAGCAGAAGGCCCUCUACGACGGACCCAUGCCCGCGAGUGUUUCCGCCCGGGCCAUUUGCGAUCAAGCAUAG